GCUCUUCUAUCUUCUUGCCUUGUUUCUCAUUCCUUUCUUCAUUUCCACUUUAUUCUUUCAUUCUUAACUUCAUUUCGUCAGAUGAACUCUCUUCCAGUUGAAACCUUUCAAUUGGUCUGCUCUUAUUGCAGUCUUCAUGUGCUCGCCAACCUGCGACUUGUCUCCAGGGAGUUCCGUGACCUUGUUGAUGGUUCAUUGACAGCCAGGAGGGCAUUUGCGACGCCUAGCAACGUGAUUGCACCCAGAAGCGAGCAUGAUCCUACUGCCUGCUAUAUUCGCAUCGCUCUCAACCGCCAACAUAGUCCUAUCACAGCCAUCUUUGACCGAUAUGAUCCACAACAUAAUUACUUGGAGUUUGUACAAUCUGCACCUGCUGCGAUUGAGCAUUCUGGAUUUAGUCCAUCCGCGCAGGGAGAAGCAGUAACCCCCAGGGCUCCUAGCCCUUACAAUGAUUCCACAUUAGGACGACUUGAUCUUAAUCUAUGGGAACAGCAACAACAAGAACGAGCAGUAGCCACAGCCACAGCAUCUGAUGCUCCUGAGGGGCCGAGCCCUGGCUCAGUACAAAGGCCACGGAGCUCCAGCAUCGCUCCAGCAUCCUUUAUCCGGGGCACAGAACAACAGAUCCAGAAUGAGUUGACGAGCAGUGGCCCUGUCACGCCCUUAUCUCAAAUAAGACCCAUUCGCCAUGCUCAAACAUCUUCAUUUGGUAUGUCAUCGCCGCCCUCAUCUAAUCUUAUAGGCCCAGGCACUAUUUCUGCAGGAUUACCAAGAGAUGCUGCUAAUCAGAGUAGCAGUGAAAACUACAUGACAAGGUUUGCUCGGAUGGUCCUAGGUACGACAGGAACAGGGCCACAGGCGAGUCAGACAAUGCCGGGUAUGUCAGCCACACAGCUGAUUGAGGAAGCACGUCAAUUGAUUCAUACUGUUGAGUCGGAUAUUCGCACGUCCAAGAAGCAGUACAAAUUUUUAUUGACAGAGGGAGUUCAUCAUGUGGGAGACAAUGGCUUCAUUAUGCGGUAUACAAUCUCACAGGGAGCUUCUGUACCAAAAAAGCUUCUUUUCACGGUGAAUUUCAUUCGAGUAUCAUGGAAAUGGGUCUCUUCUGGCGUUCUUACUAAUUAUACAGCAACAACAACAGACCUUAUGACGUUGGAGGAUCCUUUUCCAGACCAGAGGCUUGGCAGGAUGUAUGCGUCACGAUAUAACCAGCUCUUGCGGGAGAUCAAAAAACGAGAGUUGGAUCACUAUGUUCGCGGAGAACUCGCAUUAGAUGGAUACGAUGUAACACUCUUACCACGGGACUUUAUUUCCGUGAAUUUAGUAUCAGCACCAGUUCUGGCGUGGAUUACCGGUUGGCAUCAAAAAAACCGAAGGGGACACCAGCAGACCGCAAAAGCUGCUCCUAAUGAAUUAAAGGCAAAUGUGGAGGAAGAUGGCCAUGAAAAAGAGAAAGUGGAUGGUGAAAAUGAUUCAGAGGCCGAAUGGGAGGAAGUUACGCCGUACUCCAAGCUUGGCAAAGCGAUAGGUGAAGCGACAAUAGAUAAGGGUAUGGAGAAGAGCAAGGAGGAUGAUGAAGAUCGGAAUGCGCUCGAUAAUCUUUUGCAGAGUAUGAAGCAACAGCUAGGCUUCUUGAACUCAAGGAAUAUCUUGGAAGAGAUGCUUGCAAUGCAGGGUUAUCCACGCGAGCUUGUAUGGAAGUAUGGGAUUGUGCGUCGGGAGAUGAUGGGUAGUGUCCCUGAAGUGGCGCAGGCAAGACAAUUGCUCCAGAAGAUUAUCAACAGUGAGAACAACAGCAAUAAGAGAAGUGUUCAACAUGCUCCCUAAUAAAAUGGACCAUAAUAGAUCUCACGUGGAAUGAGAAUCUGAUGGUUGCACAGAUUUGAC
Messenger RNA from Lobosporangium transversale, 1887 nucleotides. RefSeq lists its product as hypothetical. Bases 82 to 1827 code for a protein of 581 amino acids. Lineage: Eukaryota; Fungi; Mortierellomycota; Mortierellomycetes; Mortierellales; Mortierellaceae. The record is from RefSeq and is a predicted model, not a curated record. The transcript has a single exon. Gene Ontology annotation, molecular function: protein binding.